Molecule: messenger RNA, 264 nt
Organism: Apiotrichum porosum
Lineage: Eukaryota; Fungi; Basidiomycota; Tremellomycetes; Trichosporonales; Trichosporonaceae
Gene: ATX1
Product: Cytosolic copper metallochaperone
Exons: 3
Coding region: 1-264 (87 amino acids)
Biological process (GO): copper ion transport
Cellular component (GO): cytosol
Molecular function (GO): metal ion binding; copper chaperone activity
Source: RefSeq, a predicted model, not a curated record
AUGGCUUCCACCGGCCCCGCAUACAACUACACCGUCAAGAUGACCUGCUCGGGCUGCUCGGGCGCCAUUGAGCGUGUGCUCAAGAAGAACAUCGAGGCGCCCAACGGCUACACCGUCUCCCUCCCCACCCAGCGCGUGGUCGUGUACGGCCCCUCGCUCCCGCCCUUUGACACCAUCACCGAGAAGAUUGCCAAGACCGGCAAGGAGAUUCUGAGCAAGGAGGAGAUUGCCGCCGGUGCCGCGGUCCCUGCUAUCGAGGCUUAG